UUCAGCAGUUGCCAGGCAACAAGUGUACACAGCACAAGAUCAUGGCCACUAACUACAGUGCUAACCAGUAUGAAAAAGCUUUCUCUCCCAAGUAUCUGCAGAACUGGUCUCCUGCCAAGCCAACAAGAGAGAGCAUCUCUUCUCAUGAAGGCUACACUCAGAUUAUCGCCAAUGAUCGUGGUCAUCUACUGCCUUCAGUGCCCCGUUCCAAGGCAAAUCCUUGGGGUUCCUUCAUGGGCACCUGGCAAAUGCCUCUGAAGAUACCCCCUGCUCGGGUGACCCUGACAUCCCGUACAACUGCUGGUGCUGCCUCCCUCACCAACUGGAUACAGAAAAAUCCUGAUUUACUCAAGGCCUCCAAUGGCCUGCGUCCUGAAAUCUUAGGCAAGCCCAAUGAUCCAGACUGUCAGAAGAAACUCAGGAAGAAGUGUAUCACAAAGACUGUACAACAAACACCAAGUCCAGCUAUAAUUCCAUGCUCCCCAGCUGCCAAACUCAAUUCCCCAGAUGAACUCCAAAGCUCACACCCCUCUGCAGGUCACACUCCAGGUCCCCAAAGCCCAGCCAAAACUCCUAAGAGCCCACCUGGAAGCCCGUUAGAACAGUGGGCAGGUCCUAAUCUAGCUGAGGUCCAGAAAUACAAACCUGGAACUUCAGAAGGAACCAAGGGGCCAUACUGAGAAAACCUGUCUAGAGAUGGAGUGAAUGAAGUAAACAAGACACCCUAGUCAGGACUGUGGAACAGGGAAAUCAUGGGGUGAGAGUAAAAGCAAAUUUGGAAAAUAAACAUUGUUUGUUGAAUCUUUUA
Lemur catta (Ring-tailed lemur) is the source of this 808-nucleotide messenger RNA. It is a transcript of the gene CFAP126, whose product is annotated as cilia and flagella associated protein 126. The record is from RefSeq and is a predicted model, not a curated record. Bases 42 to 680 code for a protein of 212 amino acids. The transcript is spliced from 5 exons. Lineage: Eukaryota; Metazoa; Chordata; Mammalia; Primates; Lemuridae. Gene Ontology annotation, biological process: cilium organization. Gene Ontology annotation, cellular component: ciliary basal body.